Messenger RNA from Microbotryum saponariae, 2017 nucleotides. The record is from the annotation of a GenBank genome assembly. Lineage: Eukaryota; Fungi; Basidiomycota; Microbotryomycetes; Microbotryales; Microbotryaceae.
AUGCCCCUACCCUCCGCACCACCACCACCUUCUUCGUCUCCUCCGGCACCGGCCCGACGUCACGCUUCGUGCCCACCUCGAGUGCUGACCAUCGCCGGCUCCGACUCGGGUGCAGGCGCAGGGAUCCAAGCCGACCUCAAGACGAUCGCCGCUCUAGGCUGUUAUGGCACCUGCAGCAUCACCGCCUUGACCGCGCAAAACACCUUGGGCGUGCAAGCCGUCGAGGGUGUGAGGACGGCGAUCGUCGUGCAACAGUUGAAGAGCGUCGUCGAGGACAUUGGCGUCGAUGCGAUCAAAACCGGUGAGGGACCGUGCUUGAUUCCCGGAAAAGUGGUGAACGAAUACACCAACGAAUCUUCUUCGCGUCUUCCUCAGGCAUGCUGUACUCUUCCGAGACGAUCAAGGCGAUCGCCGAAUAUCUCGGUGCAACAUUUUCGUCGAGCUCAGCCUCGACUUCAACCCCCACGAUGGACCAUCCUACCGUGCCGCUCGUGUUGGACCCCGUAUGCGUUGCAACCUCGGGCCACCAACUGCUCCCAUUCGACGCCUUGGACUCGCUGAAGAAGCACCUCAUCCCGCUAGCGACGAUCAUCACGCCGAACAUACCCGAAGCCGAGCUGCUCUCCUCCUCGGAACCAGGCUCGAUCCGCUCCGUCGACGAUAUGAGAAACUGUGCGAUCCGUCUGGGUCAAUUGGGCGUACGAUGGGUCUAUCUCAAGGGCGGGCAUAUGCCCUUGACGAACGGGAACUCGGGCACCGAGAAAUUCGUCGUCGAUCUCUUGUGGGACUCGGUCGAGCGCAAGGAGGUGUUGGCGCAGCGGAGGUGGUACGACUCUAAAAACACCCACGGGACGGGGUGUACGCUCUCGAGCGCGAUUGCAUCGUACCUCGCCAAGGGAUUCUCUGGCAAGUUUUAAGCGGCUCGGAAAUGCCGAAACCACGUGACCUGACCCUUCUGCUCGGGUAUCUUCCUCCGCAGUCCCCGAAGCGGUCAAAGUCGCCGCGGAUUAUGUCGCUACGGCGAUUGCGACGUCGUACCCGCUGGGGAGCGGCUCUGGCCCCGUUCAUCACUUCCAUGCCCUCGGCCAGAGAUCACUACCGCUGUGAGCGAAAAGCACCUCGUCGUUUACCGAGCAAAGCGACCUGAACUCACCUCCUGUACACUCCCUUCCCACAGACCGACCCCACUCUCUCCGACCCCUCUCGUCGACUUCCUCACCUCGUAUUCCCCCUCGACCUGGUCCCGCUACGUCAACCACCCCUUUCCUCGCUCCCUCGCCGACGGGACCUGCCCCCUGCCGAGCUUUUUAGAGUUCAUCACGCAGGAUUAUCACUUCUUGAUCCAUUACGCGAGGACAAACGCGUUGAUGGGGUACAAAGGUUUGGACGUCGAGGAUAUGAGAGGUAGUAGCAAGAUCGUCGAGACCGUACUGAGAGAGACCGAGAGUGAAUUCUAAUCUUUGUGCGAACGAACGCCGUCUCUAUGCCUAAUCGCUGACUCUUGCCCCCCCAUCCCUCCCCUCCCCUCCCCCGCUUUUUUGUCCCUUCAGUGCACGUGCAAUACUGCGAACAGUACAACAUCUCGCGCUCGACCCUUCUCUCCAUCCCCGAAUCGCUCGCGAACCUCGCCUACAAUCGUUACGUCCUCGACACCUGCUCGCGUGGUGACCUCCUCGACGCGCGCAUCGUCACCUUCCCUUGUCUACUAGGUUACGGUCAAGUAGGUCAAAACCUCAAAGCAUGGGAAGGUAGAGUCAGCGAUGGGGAAAAGAAUCGGUACUGGAGUUGGAUCGAGACGUAUUCGGGAGAUUGGUACCAAGAAGCCGUGAGGACGGGGACGGAGUUGUUGGAAAGCUCAUUGGCCGGGUCACCGGUUUCGAGUACGAGGUUGGUCGAAUUGGCGGAGACUUUCAAGACGGCGACGAUAUUGGAGAUUGCUUUUUGGGAUGCCGCCGUCGAUGCGGCGGGGGAGGAAAAAAAGUGGACCGAAUUGGCGACAACGACGACCCAGACGUGA